This is a messenger RNA of Aplosporella prunicola CBS 121167, 362 nucleotides long. RefSeq lists its product as uncharacterized. The record is from RefSeq and is a predicted model, not a curated record. The coding region runs from base 107 to 307 and encodes 66 amino acids. The transcript has a single exon. NCBI's taxonomy places the organism in Eukaryota, Fungi, Ascomycota, Dothideomycetes, Botryosphaeriales, Aplosporellaceae.
ACGCACAGAUUUGCACAUACGUCCGUCCGCACAUACGCAGACACGCGGCUGCUGCUGCUGCGCGCGCGGGAAGCCGCGGCCGCGGCCGCGACCGUUGCUGCUGCUGAUGCUGGGUGGUGCUGGGCUGCUAGGUAGCUGGGUGGUGCUGCUGGGUGGGUGGGUGUUUGGCGGCGGCAGCGGCUGCUGGCUUGCCACGAGCUCACCCGCUGCCCGCUGCCCGCUGCCCGUUGCCCGCUGCCCGUCGCCCGUUUCCCGUUUCCCGCUGCUGCCCGCCGGGUGCUGGCUGGUUGGUGGUUGGCAGGUUUGACAGCUGCUUGCCUGCUUACGAAGUAGCUAAUUAACGCGUAGUUAAGUGCUAGGUU